Scylla paramamosain (green mud crab) is the source of this 1210-nucleotide messenger RNA. RefSeq names its product cysteine-rich PDZ-binding protein-like. Gene Ontology annotation, biological process: cytoplasmic microtubule organization. Lineage: Eukaryota; Metazoa; Arthropoda; Malacostraca; Decapoda; Portunidae. Gene Ontology annotation, cellular component: dendrite. The record is from RefSeq and is a predicted model, not a curated record. Gene Ontology annotation, molecular function: microtubule binding; PDZ domain binding.
ACACACACACACACACACCUUUGUUUACAUCUGUUACACGGGAGGUUGCAGCUGAGUCUGAGCUGACUACAGGAGGUUGUUUCUGGGGAUUUAUUAAAUAUUCUUCCUCCCAGCCGGCGUGAUGGUGUGCGAGAAGUGCCAGAAGAAGUUGGGCAAGGUGAUCACUCCGGAUACCUGGAAGGACGGGGCACGCAACACGACUGAGAGCGGCGGACGCAAGAUUAAUGAGAACAAGCUACUCACCAGUAAGAAGAACAGAUUCAACCCCUGCACGGUGAGUCUUCCCCGGUUCGCGGAGUGCAGGAUCUGCCGCAGCAAGGUGCACCAGCCGGCUCUCAACUUCUGCCAGGGGUGUGCCUACAAAAAGGGAAUCUGUGCCAUGUGUGGCAAAAAGAUCCUGGACACCACAAACUACCGCCAGUCUUCUGCUUAGUGUGUGAUGUGUGUGUGUAUGUGUGUGUGUGUGUACAUAGCUGAAUGUUUAAUUUAGAUCAGACAGAGGAAAGCAUUUUGUUUAAAAGUGCAUAUUUACUAAUGUGUAGAAUGUACAGACACUCCCUGACUUAUGAACAUCUGGAGAUAUGAACAAGAAUCCCUGCAAGUCCACAUUCUGUUUGUCACUCCACUGCAGGUUCAAAUUCACUAUGCACCUCCUACCCAGUGCCACUUUUGGCCACUAUCCAUGCCAGGCAACAGUGUGGCAGAGGAAAGAGGCACCUUGUUGUUUACAUGACAUUUACAGUAGUAGUACAAUAUUUGUACAGUUUAUUAAUCUGAUUUGUUUAGUUUAAUUGUUAUCACUGUGUAAUAGACGGUAUUGUUUUGACACAACUUUUUUAUAUUACCUAGACAAAAUAUUUUACAAAAUAACGACUUACAAAUGGUCAUCUGGAACCUAACUCGUUCAUAAGCCAGGUGGUGUCUGUACUGAGUCUUUGAGAUUAGGUGUCAGUUAUAAAUGAACAGAUUUAUAAUGUAAGGAUAAGUUCUCUAGUAUUACGGGCUAUGAUCUUAGGAGGAAUCAGAUAGUGGGUGGGGAGUUGGGUCAGAAAUAUUAUAUAUUACAUCCAGACAAUGCAAAUGACUAAAGAGAAGUUUUUAUAAUGCCAUUUUUUUUACUCAUACAACUAAAGCAGAAUUUUUGUGAAGUAAUAAUCUUGAUACUCUGUAAUUUAUUUAUGUAAUAUUUAAUAAAACACAAAACUUAUAU